AUGUCAUACACACACAAGGGGGCUGGUUGCACAGUGCUGGUGGUUGCCGUGGUUGCCAGGAAACUGGAGCUGACCAGGGCAGAGAAACACGUCCACAACUUCAUGAUGGAUUCCCACUUUACAAAAGGGAUAAAAAUUGCUGCAGCAAAUGUACUGAGAGAGACCUGGAUGAUCUACAAACACACCAAGCUGGCCAGGGAGAGAGACCACUGCAGAGUGCGCAUGCACCAGAGGAAGCUGCUGCUCGCAAUCCACCGGCUGCGUGAUGUGAAGAUGGAAAGGAGGAAAUUGGCUGACCAGGCCAACACGCUGGUGGAUCUCUGCAAGAUGCAGAAUCUGAUGUAUGACGUGCUGUCAGAGGUGAGUGGAUGCCGAGGGGACCUGGACAAACACACAAACAGUCUGCAGCAGAAUGUGGAGGAGCUGAGAGAAGGCUUUAGGACCCUAAUGCCCCUCCUCUCUAGCACCCUCGCCACACAAAAUGCUUCCAUCCGCCACCUGCUCAGGGAGAGGGAGGAGCAGGCAGUGACAUGGAGCAUGGCAGGGCAGGAUAGGUAAGAUGGCAAGAGGUAUGCAAUGUGUAUUGUUACAGGGAAAGGUAGAAAGAAAUUGAUAGGCAAAAGUUGGGAUGAGGAUCUUCAAAAUAUACUUUAUAGGAAUAACUGUUCAAAGUGUACGUAAAGAAUGUGUCAAAGCAAUAAGGGAUGGAUUUUAUUUUUAUUAGGAUUACGAUGAGCCAACAUCCAGACUAUAUGGAGUACUGAUAAGUUACCCAUACUGGCAAAAAAAAAACCUUGGUGAUACUAGUCUUGAUUUUAACAUUCUCAGAAUUAAACAAAAAAAUGUUGUUAGCCGGCAUGUGCACUGAAUGUUCUGCGCGUCGUAACUAAUGUAUUGUCAUGAUAGUAUGUGGUGUACAGUAUAAAACCAUGUCCAGUAAUAACCAAAUCUGUUUUACUGAAUUGUAGAAUUUACAGUAAACAUUAAUAAAGUUACAUCUUUGUCAUGAGUCAGUUAAUUAUGUAUUUUCUUGAAAAAACAAACACUCACUUUACUGUAACAGGCUAUGAACACAUGCCAGUGGUCGAGUUCCUGCCCAACUACAUGCGCAGGUGUUGCGUGCCAUGUCGUACAGUUGGGAAUCAGAUUGCUUAAUCAUGUGUUCAGCAGAUAUCUUAAAUACGGAUCCCGGCUUUGUAAUUUCUGGCAUACGUCUGCAAUGAAGUCAGGCAACUGUGCUAUAGAACAGUGUUUCCAUGCCAUCAUAGGCAAAUAUGGAAAAGGGAACAAAAGUUCAAACCACCCCAAUUCUUUAGCCAAAACAAUA
This is a messenger RNA of Oncorhynchus gorbuscha (pink salmon), 1327 nucleotides long. Its product is annotated as small conductance calcium-activated potassium channel protein 3-like. Lineage: Eukaryota; Metazoa; Chordata; Actinopteri; Salmoniformes; Salmonidae. The transcript is spliced from 4 exons. Bases 1 to 558 code for a protein of 185 amino acids. The record is from RefSeq and is a predicted model, not a curated record. Gene Ontology annotation, biological process: potassium ion transmembrane transport. Gene Ontology annotation, cellular component: neuronal cell body; plasma membrane; neuron projection. Gene Ontology annotation, molecular function: small conductance calcium-activated potassium channel activity; calmodulin binding.